AUCACUUUGGUUGCUGUCACGUCGGAAAUCACACGUUACUGCAGAUCUUCACGUCCAUUGUAAAUUUGGAUUUUGUACUUAAUCUGUUGCUGUCGUAGUUUGUUGAGAAAUCAUAAAACUUCAAGAUGUGUGACGAUGAAGCAUCUGCUCUGGUUGUCGAUAAUGGCUCCGGAAUGUGUAAGGCUGGCUUCGCCGGUGAUGAUGCCCCUCGUGCGGUAUUCCCAUCGAUUGUGGGUCGUCCACGCCAUCAGGGUGUGAUGGUGGGUAUGGGUCAGAAAGACUCGUAUGUCGGUGAUGAGGCGCAGAGCAAACGUGGUAUCCUCACCCUGAAAUACCCCAUCGAGCACGGCAUCAUCACGAACUGGGACGACAUGGAGAAAGUGUGGCAUCACACAUUUUACAAUGAGUUGCGUGUGGCGCCUGAGGAGCACCCAGUUCUGCUGACCGAAGCACCACUUAAUCCCAAAGCAAAUCGCGAGAAGAUGACCCAAAUUAUGUUCGAAACAUUCAACUCACCCGCAAUGUACGUCGCCAUUCAGGCCGUUUUGUCACUUUAUGCCUCUGGCCGUACCACAGGCAUUGUACUGGACUCUGGCGACGGUGUCUCCCACACAGUCCCCAUCUAUGAAGGUUAUGCCUUGCCUCAUGCUAUCUUGCGUCUGGACUUGGCCGGCCGCGAUUUGACCGACUACCUCAUGAAAAUUCUAACUGAACGUGGCUACUCAUUCACCACCACUGCUGAGCGUGAAAUCGUGCGGGACAUCAAGGAGAAGUUAUGUUAUGUCGCAUUGGACUUUGAGCAGGAAAUGGCAACAGCCGCUGCAUCUACCUCAUUGGAGAAGUCUUAUGAGUUGCCUGAUGGUCAGGUGAUUACUAUUGGUAAUGAACGUUUCCGAACACCCGAAGCGCUCUUCCAGCCGUCGUUCUUAGGAAUGGAAUCGUGCGGUAUCCACGAAACUGUCUACCAAUCCAUCAUGAAGUGCGAUGUAGACAUCCGAAAGGAUUUGUACGCCAACAACGUAUUGUCCGGUGGCACCACUAUGUACCCAGGUAUCGCUGACCGCAUGCAAAAGGAAAUUACUGCCUUGGCUCCUUCGACCAUUAAGAUUAAGAUCAUUGCUCCACCUGAGCGCAAAUAUUCCGUUUGGAUUGGUGGCUCUAUUUUGGCCUCUCUGUCCACCUUCCAGCAGAUGUGGAUCUCAAAGCAGGAGUACGACGAAUCCGGUCCCGGUAUCGUGCAUCGCAAGUGCUUCUAAGCUCUGAAUUCAUCUGUUGCCAACCAAAACGUGGUGAUCCGAACUAUCGGCUGAUCAUCAUUGACCUACAUCCCACCGUGUCCGAAGAGCUGCCGAAUUCACCCCAGGGUUGCAGGACCAAUGCGAACAUCACAUAUAUGAUAUAGAAUAUAUACAAUGAAAUAUAAAAAGGAACAUUAAACUCAACCCAUUCGAAAUCUAUCCUUAAGAA
Messenger RNA from Bactrocera neohumeralis, 1467 nucleotides. Its product is annotated as actin-5, muscle-specific. The transcript is spliced from 3 exons. The record is from RefSeq and is a predicted model, not a curated record. Gene Ontology annotation, biological process: mitotic cytokinesis. Bases 126 to 1256 code for a protein of 376 amino acids. NCBI's taxonomy places the organism in Eukaryota, Metazoa, Arthropoda, Insecta, Diptera, Tephritidae.